Molecule: messenger RNA, 603 nt
Organism: Dovyalis caffra
Lineage: Eukaryota; Viridiplantae; Streptophyta; Magnoliopsida; Malpighiales; Salicaceae
Source: the annotation of a GenBank genome assembly
AUGGAAGAAGUGAAGCUACUAGGAGCUUGGCCUAGUCCAUUCAGUUACAGAAUUAUUUGGGCUCUGAAUCUCAAGGGAGUAAAUUAUGAAUCUGUAGCAGAGAAUCUCUCCAACAAAAGUGAGUUGCUUCUACAGUAUAACCCAGUUCACAAAAAGAUCCCCGUUUUAGUUCACGAGGGAAAGCCAAUAGCAGAGUCCGUUGUGAUUCUUGAGUACAUAGAAGAAACAUGGCCACAGAAUCCCUUGCUUCCAGAGGAUCCUUAUGAGAGAGCUCUGGCUAGAUUCUGGACCAAGUUUGGAGAGGACAAGAGCCCGACUUUUUAUGCCUUCUUUCAAACUGUUGGAGAAGAACAAGAGAAGGCAACAGAAGAAUCCAAAGAACUGCUAGGAAUCAUAGAAGAGCUUGGCCUUGGUGACAAGAAAUUUUUGGGGGAAGCCGCUGGUGUCAAACUACUAGAACCUGGCAACUUCCCUCGAUUACAUCUCUGGAUUCAGAAUUUCAAGGAAGUUGCUGUUAUUAAAGAGAACCUUCCUGAUUAUGAUGAAAUGUUGGCCUAUUUCAAAAGCCUAAGGCGGAUGUUCAUGGGACUAGCAAAAUCAUAG